Messenger RNA from Pisolithus orientalis, 1198 nucleotides. RefSeq lists its product as uncharacterized. The record is from RefSeq and is a predicted model, not a curated record. Bases 116 to 1117 code for a protein of 333 amino acids. The transcript has 7 exons. NCBI's taxonomy places the organism in Eukaryota, Fungi, Basidiomycota, Agaricomycetes, Boletales, Pisolithaceae.
CAAGAAACCAGUGGAGCCAGAAGUGGAUCUUGCUACACGUACAAAGAAUAGCAUCAGACAUAAUACGUGUAGUGUUCUGAGCCUCCCUCACCAUCCCCCCUCCUCCUAAGUUAACAUGUCCUCUGGACCGACAAUCGAACAAACCGAAGUUGUCGGUACGGUGUUGCCCAUGGCUGCGACAGUGGUCACUUCAUUCCGUUUAUUCGUCCGGACACGACAACGCCGUCUCUGGUUCGACGAUGCAUGGGUUGCGCUUGCAAUGGUAUUCAAUAUUAUUUGGAUGGUAGCAGGCUGGUUGUAUCUGGAUGACUACGCUCGAUUUCUUCAAAAUACGAGGGUGGCGUUGUAUUAUAUAAACGCACAGUUCUCCUAUGCAGUCGUUUGGUCGUCUAGGAUCUCCAUUCUAUACAUGGUCGUGCGACUGACUUUCCCUGGCGCGUUCAGGAGAACGCUGGUGCUCACCGCUAUUGUGUUUAUGGUUACAUGGAUGAUCCUUGGCGCGCAAAUCUUGUGGACCUGUGAAGCAGAAAGUGGCUGGAAAACGCAACCACGUCCUCAGUGUGAUAUAGGUAGGAACGUUGUCAUUGCGCAGGUAAUUACUGACGUGCUCAGUGACACGAUCUUAAUACUGGCACCAUUCCGUCUUAUAUACAACAUCAAGCUCACCAAGGCUCAGAAGACCCGACUUCUAUCUAUUUUUUCGACGUCUGUUGUUACCACUGUCGUCAGCCUCAGCCACGCAUAUUACGCGCUUAUUGAUGGUGGGCUGAAAGCAAUUAUGGCUGCUACUGUUGAGGUAUCAAUUAGCUUGAUCGUGGCGAACUUGAGCGUAGUUGUCGCUUUCUUCUUCCGCAUCAGCACUGAAGAAACUUCAACCCCUGUUCUGCCGGAGCUCAAGUCCAUAGUCACCAUCGGCUCACAGCCGAUUCGGAAAAGACCACAGGUCGAUCCUCUCUCAUCGUCAACGAUGGUGGUUACGAUUGAGACCACAACAAUACAACUAGAUGAUUUCAGCACAUCUCCCAAGCGAGCAGCUGGAAAAGACGGCAAUGAUGCCGAAGUUGAUUCCCUUCGAACGCUUGCCAAGUCAGGUCCAUUCUAUGACGGACGUGUUUGAUAUACCGUCAUCUACAUUAUCCCUAUGGUACUUAUCAUUCUCUUUUCUGUUACUACUUGAACGAUAUUCCCGGUCCUAAGU